This is a messenger RNA of Dovyalis caffra, 471 nucleotides long. Lineage: Eukaryota; Viridiplantae; Streptophyta; Magnoliopsida; Malpighiales; Salicaceae. The record is from the annotation of a GenBank genome assembly.
AUGAUGGGCUUUGUGGAGACUCAUCACCAACUGCGUGCAUCAUGGCACAAGCACAAGAAUGUUAUGAGAGUGAUCGAUGCUCAAAGGAGGGGAGGGGGUAAUUACGACGAGGCCAUAAUCCAAAAAUUAUAUUCAAUUCAAAAUUUAAAUUACCAGCAGCUGUCCUGCCCGCUUCCUCAGGCUCUGAAACAUUUUGUUGAGGGACAUGACAAGCUGAUGGCAUAUCUAAUGGUUAGUCUAUUCAAAUUUCAAACCGAGGCAGCUUUUUCAACAACGUGUGGUCUGCGUUUAACCAUUUCAGGCCCAUUGAGACAAGGAGCACAACAAGCCCGAACACACGGAUUUAACCGGGUUGGAAGCCCAUAUUUUGAAAGACUUGGCCCAUAUCACAGCUCUUAUCUUACAAAUGGGCUUAACCCUUUCCUUUUCAUGUGGACUGACAUUGUGCCCACAUCAGGCCGGUUUUCUUGA